Stylophora pistillata is the source of this 522-nucleotide messenger RNA. Its product is annotated as 3-oxoacyl-[acyl-carrier-protein] synthase, mitochondrial-like. Gene Ontology annotation, biological process: fatty acid biosynthetic process. NCBI's taxonomy places the organism in Eukaryota, Metazoa, Cnidaria, Anthozoa, Scleractinia, Pocilloporidae. The record is from RefSeq and is a predicted model, not a curated record. Gene Ontology annotation, cellular component: mitochondrion. Gene Ontology annotation, molecular function: 3-oxoacyl-[acyl-carrier-protein] synthase activity.
AAAAACAUGGCGGAAAGUUUUGAAAUAACGCUUUUAUAAAUUGAAUUUUUUUAUGAAAUAUUGCCGAAUUUCGAUAAAAAUACCGAAAUGCAAUCCAGAUUUCCUUUUUUAAGGAGAGCAAGACAUUGCGAGUCUAUUAUCAGUAGAAGUUGUGGAAGUUUGAUGCGGAAAUCUCAACGCCGUGUUGUUGUUACGGGCCUUGGUCUAGUUACACCUCUUGGUAUAGGGACAGCUAAGGUCUGGGAAAACUUACUUCAAGGAAAAUGUGGAAUAACAAAAAUUCAUGAUGAAGAUUUCAAAGGGAUUCCAGCCAAAAUAGCUGCAUUUGUGCCAAGAGGUACAAAUCCAGGAGAAUUUGAAGACAAACAUUGGGAAACAAAACUUAACGUGGAUAGACGAAGUACCACAACAGAAGGCCUGUUUGCAUUAGUUGCUGCAUAUGAGGCACUAGAAGAUUGUAAAUGGAAACCAAUUAUGCAAGAACAAAAGGAAAGAACAGUAUGUCAAGUCAUUCAUCUCUAA